This is a messenger RNA of Hypomesus transpacificus, 623 nucleotides long. RefSeq names its product ras-related protein Rab-26-like. The transcript has 8 exons. The record is from RefSeq and is a predicted model, not a curated record. Gene Ontology annotation, molecular function: GTPase activity; GTP binding. NCBI's taxonomy places the organism in Eukaryota, Metazoa, Chordata, Actinopteri, Osmeriformes, Osmeridae. Gene Ontology annotation, cellular component: Golgi apparatus; endosome. The coding region runs from base 1 to 528 and encodes 175 amino acids.
AUGCUUGUGGAGAACAAGACCAGCUUUAUUAAGAGCCAGAGGACUAUGGAGUGUGGCAUUAUUGAUAAUAAAGUGCUGAACAUUGAUGGAGUGAAGGUGAAGCUCCAGAUCUGGGACACGGCUGGACAGGAGCGCUUCCGCAGCGUCACCCACGCCUACUACCGUGAUGCCCAUGCCCUCCUGCUGCUAUACGAUGUCACCAACAAGACAUCAUUCGACAACAUCCAGGCCUGGCUGACAGAGAUCCAUGAGUACACUCAACAGGAUGCGGUUCUGAUGCUGCUCGGCAACAAGGCGGACUCCACACAUGAGAGAGUGGUGAAGAGAGAGGAUGGAGAAAAGCUGGCUAAGGAGUUUGGUGUUCCCUACAUGGAAACCAGUGCCAAGUCUGGCCUAAAUGUGGAGCUUGCCUUCACAGCUGUGGCCAAAGAGCUGAAGCACAGGUCUAUGAAGGAGUCCAGUGACAAGUUCAAGCUCCAUGAUUAUGUCAACAAAGAGAUGAAGAGUGCAGGCUGCUGCAGGACCUGAACUCACAUUGUGUUGGUCACAUGGAGUGUGUGUUUGUGUGGGUGUGGGAAUGAGUCUGGUAUAUGUGUUUGGAUGUGUGCGUCUUUUACUCACUG